Messenger RNA from Triplophysa rosa, 1562 nucleotides. It is a transcript of the gene necap1, whose product is annotated as NECAP endocytosis associated 1. Gene Ontology annotation, biological process: endocytosis. The transcript has 8 exons. NCBI's taxonomy places the organism in Eukaryota, Metazoa, Chordata, Actinopteri, Cypriniformes, Nemacheilidae. The record is from RefSeq and is a predicted model, not a curated record. The coding region runs from base 120 to 905 and encodes 261 amino acids. Gene Ontology annotation, cellular component: clathrin vesicle coat; membrane.
CCUGAUGCGUCAGUGACGUUAGGCUACUGACACUCCGGUGCCCGUAGAAGCGGCUGGACCGCAAUAACAAAUUGAAUGAAGACAGAAAUAUUACUCACAUCGACUGAAAUUGGUUCAAGAUGGCGUCCGAGGGGGAAUACGAGUCGAUUUUGUGCGUAAAACCAGAUGUCAACGUUUAUCGCAUCCCGCCGAGGGCGUCGAAUCGCGGAUACAGGGCGGCUGACUGGAAGCUGGAUACUCCAGACUGGACGGGCCGCAUGCGGAUUACAGCAAAAGGGAAAGUGGCUUAUAUCAAACUGGAGGACAAAGUCUCAGGUGAGCUGUUUGCUCAAGCACCAGUUCAGGAAUUCCCUGGAAUCACUGUGGAGACAGUCGGCGACUCCAGCCGGUAUUUCGUUCUCCGAAUACAGGAUGACAAUGGUCGAAGUGCAUUCAUUGGAGUUGGAUUUGGAGACAGAGGGGAUGCCUUUGACUUCAAUGUCGCUUUGCAGGACCAUUUCAAGUGGGUGAAACAGGAGGAAGAAAUGAGCAAAAGUUCUCAGGCGGUAGAUACUGGACCCAAACUGGACCUGGGCUUCAAGGAGGGACAGACCAUCACACUGAAUAUCGGGCAAGGUAAAAAGAGGGACAAGCCCCGCCCUCAGAGCUCAGGGGUCUUGGGGCUUCUCCCUCCUCCUCCAGGAGGAAAGAUAGCCCCUCCCCCUUCCGCCAAUCACAACACAGAAGAGCCCACAGGAGGAGCAGAGACAGGAUGUUUAUUAGAACUGGACAGCAGUAAUUCCAAUACAGUGGUUCAGUCGAACCCCAGCUCUGACCUGUGGGGUGACUUCUCAAGCUCUGGAAGCACUGUUCCUCCUUCAGCAGCAUGCCAGGAACCUUCGUCUGGGAACUGGGUCCAGUUCUGAGACAGCUUCAUUGCUCCUUAUUCCAUUAUUGUUCGUAUUCCUUCAUCAGAACCACUGCAAUUUUAAGAAACUGAAGAAAAUUUGAGACAAGUUCUAUGUAAAGCUUUCAGUUUUGUCAUCUGCUACGCAAAGCACAACACAGCACAGCACAGCACAGCUGAGAUAAAUAGGCUGUUGGUAUUAUGGAACAAAUCAACCAAAAGAAAUCAUGAAAACGAUUGUAAAGGAGAGAGGGACAUCCCAUUGAAGUUAUAUAUGUGAAACAUUACCAUAAUGUUUUGUUGUUUUUGAUUACUGAUUCAGUAUCUAGUUGUCCUCAGUGUUGGAUGUGUUCACUUUGUUGUCAUAACAUGUGUUUGUCUUUGGAGGAGUGAAUAUGUGUGUGUGCCUGGGUGUUUAAAAAAAGAAGGCAGAUAUGGAUUGAAAAUGUACAGUGAACAGCUUGACAUGUUGCAUAGCAUAAGAAUAUAUAAGAUCUGUACAGUUUAAAUUAAGUAAUAUCAAAGUAUAGAUAAAAAGACCACAGUUUAGUGGAAUAAUAUCCCUCAAAUACCGGGACUAUGUCCAAAUAUUCAUUACAUAUCCAUGCUGUCAUUUAAUUGACUAAUAUACUGUAGUCAUUUAUGUGUUAAACGCAAAUAAAAUAUUCCAAAAUAA